Molecule: messenger RNA, 3978 nt
Organism: Benincasa hispida (wax gourd)
Lineage: Eukaryota; Viridiplantae; Streptophyta; Magnoliopsida; Cucurbitales; Cucurbitaceae
Product: Tetratricopeptide repeat (TPR)-like superfamily protein
Molecular function (GO): mRNA binding; protein binding
Source: RefSeq, a predicted model, not a curated record
CUUCCACCGAAAACCAACCACUCAAUUUGUUCUCUCGUGGCCCAACUCCGGGGCUCCACGUUCUUCCUCGCCCGCCCUCUCCUCCCUCUCCCUCCCUCUCCGCCUCCGAUCUCACAGCGUUUUUCCAUUUACACCCUAGCGCAGCCCCUUAACAAUCCAAUUCAACAUUCUUCUUCUUCCUCUCCCUCCAUUAAACCUCAUCAAUCCAAUUCAACAUUCACCUAAUCUGCAACCUUCGUUCUUCAAUGCGUUUGACAAGAUUUAAUAUCAAUAAGACAGUUCCUGUAUUCUUUCCCUUCUCUCGCCGGCUGGCCUGUUUGUUAUCCACCCAACCGCAUAAAGAACACCACCAGGACCCACCACGGCACAUCCAGGAGCAGUUACACUAUUGGGUAUCUUCCGUUCUCUCUAAUUCGUCUCUUGAUUCUUCUAAAUGUAGAGCCCUCUUGCCCCAUUUGUCUCCUUUUCAGUUUGAUCAGCUCUUCUUCUCCGUUGGAUUGAAAGCCAACCCCAUAACUUGUCUUAAUUUCUUUUACUUUGCGUCUGAUUCUUUCAAGUUUCGAUUUACCAUUCGUUCUUAUUGUAUAUUGAUUCUUUUGCUCGUUCAUUCCAAAUUUUUACCCCCCGCGAGAUUGCUUCUGAUUCGUUUGAUAGAUGGGAAGCUCCCGGUAUUGAAUUCGGAUUCGAAUAAGCUUCACAUUGAGAUAGCUAAUGCAUUGUUUGGUUUAACUUCAGUUGUUGGGCGGUUUGAAUGGACACAGUUAUUUGAUUUUCUGAUCCAUGUAUACAGCACACAAUUCAAAAAUUUUGGAUUAAAUUGCGCUGUUGAUGUGUUUUAUUUGUUUGCUCGCAAGGGAAUCUUUCCAUCGAUAAAGACUUGUAAUUUUUUAUUGAGCUCUUUGGUAAAGGCUAAUGAACUGGAGAAAUGUUGUGAAGGAUUUGAAGUGAUGUCCCAAGGUGUUCGUCCAGAUGUUUUCUUAUUUACGAAUGCGAUAAAUGCUUUGUGCAAGGGAGGGAAGAUGGAAAAAGCCAUUGAGUUAUUGAUGAAAAUGGAAAAGUUGGGUAUUUCUCCCAAUGUUGUUACUUAUAAUUGUAUUAUUCAUGGUUUAUGCCAGAAUGGGAGAUUAGACAAUGCCUUUGAGCUCAAAGAGAAGAUGACAAUGGAAGGGGUACAGCCAAAUCUUAAAACAUAUGGUGCGCUUAUUAAUGGUUUGACAAAACUAAAAUAUUUUGACAAAGUGAAUCAUGUUUUAGAUGAGAUGGUUGAUGCGGGUAUUGAUCCGAAUGUAAUUGUCUACAAUAAUUUAAUUGAUGGAUACUGCAAAAUGGGAAAUAUCAAUGAAGCACUUAGGAUUAAAGAUGUGAUGAUGUCCAAAAAUAUAUCUCCUACUUCAGUUACUUUAUAUACUCUCAUGCAAGGAUUUUGCAAGAGCGAUCAAAUCGAGCAAGCAGAGAAUGCACUUGAGGAGAUAUUAUCGAAUGGGCUAUCUAUAAACCCUGAUACUUGUUAUUCGGUUGUCCACUGGUUAUGUAAAAAGUCUAGGUACUAUUCUGCAUUCCAAUUUACUAAGGUGAUGUUAGCGAAGAACUUCAGGCCUAGGGAUCAACUCUUAACCAUUUUGGUACGUGGGUUGUGUGAGGAUGGUAAACAUUUAGAAGCAACCGAACUUUGGUUUAGGUUAUUGGAGAAAGGGUCUCCAGCAAGUACAUUGACCUCCAAUGCUCUAAUACAUGGACUUUGUGGGGCUGGUAAUUUGCCAGAGGCUGUUAGAAUAGUCAAAGAGAUGUUAGAGAGGGGUAUUCCAAUGGAUCGGAUGACAUACAACGCACUCAUCUUAGGUUUUUGCAAAGAGGGAAAAGUUGAGGAAGGCUUUAAACUUAAAGAAAAGAUGACCAAACAAGGAAUUCAACCAGAUAUCUAUACUUGCAAUUUUCUAUUGCAUGGACUGUGCAAUGCAGGAAAAUUGGACGAUGCUAUUAAGCUUUGGGAUGAAUUCAAAGCUAGUGGGCUGGUUUCUAAUGUUCACACUUACGGGGUAAUGAUGGAUGUUUAUUGUAAAGCUAACAGAAUCGAAGAUGUUGAAAAAUUAUUUAAUGAAUUGGUCUCUAAGAAAAUGGAGCCGAAUACCAUUGUCUACAAUCUAUUUAUCAGAGCAAAUUGCCACAAUGGAAAUGUCGCUGCAGCUUUGCAACUUUGUGAUGAUAUGAAAAGCAAGGGAAUUUUACCAAAUUGUGCCACAUAUUCUUCUCUAAUACAUGGCAUGUGCAACAUUGGUCUUGUUGAAAAUGCAAAGCAUCUUAUUGAUGAAAUGAGAAAGGAGGGAUUGUUGCCAAAUGUUGUUUGCUAUACGGCAUUAAUUGGCGGUUAUUGUAAGCUGGGGCAAAUGGAUACUGCUGAAGCUACUUGGCUCGAGAUGAUCUCUUUUAACAUAGCUCCCAACAAAUUUACAUACACCGUUAUGAUUGAUGGGUACUGUAAAUUAGGGAAUAUGGAAGAAGCAAAUAACCUUCUGAGCAAAAUGAAAGAAAGUGGAAUUGUCCCAGAUGUUGUUACUUACAAUGCCUUGACUAAUGGAUUUUGCAAGGGAAAGGACAUGGAUAAAGCUUUUAAAGUAUGUGAUCAAAUGGCCACUGGAGGAUUAUCUUUAGAUGAAAUUACUUACACUACUCUCGUACACGGUUGGAAUCGAUCUACAAUUACUAGCCAAGACUGAUCUAAUUUCUGCAGAGCGACAAGGAAAAGAAUUGAAGAAUAAGAAACAUCUGACUCCUUCAUGCAGGCCCAUGGCCUCGGGGAGAUAUCACUCAAUUGGUAGAGUGUGGAUCUGUCAGUACUGUUUCUUUAUGCAUUGAGGCUAUCCUCCUCCUCUUGUUCAAAUGAAAGAGCCAAAAAGGAAGAGUUGUCCUUACUCUCGGGAGUUUGAUCAGGGAAGCAGAUAGGAAUGAGAACAUAGGGUGCUCUAUCAAGAUCCUCAGAGAAGAAAAAAUGGCAAUUGAUUUGAUAAUGAUAGAGUGACAUUGGUUCGCCAACUCAAAGCCAAGGAUGAAAGCUGGCAAACAUAUUAGGUUGGGCUUGAAUCUGCAUGUAGUGGUUCUCAGGGAGCGAUGUCGUAUUUGGUAGUAGUUCAUUGGCAUAUUGGAGUUGGAGCAUAGAAAGCGCUUUCAGUUUCAUGGAUUUCCUGUCUCAGAGCACUGCGUUCUUGUUUGUAUACGAUGUCAGCAAGCUUCCCCACCGCCAUCGGGAAUGCUCUCGAGCACCUUCUCGUGACCUUUCGGGUAAUAAAUUCCAGUUCGCCCAUCAAGCACCCAAGGAGUUGCCUCACCCCCCACAUGGCUCUUAUUGCUCUUCAUUUCCUUGCUUUCUGUUUCAACUCUCUCCCUUAUCAUAUCUGGAGAAGAGCUUUUCCUGUGGAAGCCCUUUCGCCCAAUCGGUCUGCCAAAGAAUGCAACUGAAUAAGAAUCAGAAAAACAAGAUAAACAGAAUCAUACAGAAGAAAUUAAUUGAUGGCUAAUUUGAAGAAGGCUCUUACUUGAAGAACAUGGAGUUCAUUGUCUGAGCCCCUCUUCCAAAUGCUGUGGCCAUACUUUCUCCCAAUAAGGUAAGUGAAGAUGUGAUGAACAAUGGAAUUGGCUUGAUUUGUAUUUAUAGAUGAAAAGAGAGGCUAUCCAUUUCCUCCAUCCCAAUGAAGAUUCUGAAGAAUGGGAUGAAUUUGUCCUUUUACUCCUUUAUACUACCCCCCACUCCUUGGAGUUGGUUUGUGAAAACGAACCUUCAAAAUUCCUCUUCCCAUACUUCAUAAGUUGUAUCUGUAUGUACAUGAUCCUAAUGGGUUUGCUUUCCCUGAGGAGUUGAAAGUAUGAACCCAAGAUUAGUGGGCCUAAUGGGCUCUGCUUUGCCUGUCUCUAGAUUUGUACCUUACUGGCCGGUUUCAAUUCUAGUUGUCAAUAUCAAUACAAAAAUGAGCGUAGCUUAAUUUA